AACAUUGCAAAUUUCCAUCAUCUAUUUGUCUUUCACAUUACAUCAUUAUUGCACUUCUUAUGGUCGUUUUUACGAUUAUUUCCUUUGUUUCUCUUUAGUUUUCUCAUUUUCCAGAUUUCCUCAGCAACAUCCAUAGCUACAAUUCUUUGAGAAAAAAUUGAAAAAAAAUGGCAUCAAACAGAAAUGGAAAUGGAAGUAUUGCAACAGAGAACGGGAGCAAUGGGCUUCCAAAAAUUACGACAAAGAAAAGUGUGAACGGGAUUUGUCACGAUGAUAGUGGUCCCACCGUAAAUGCAAAAACAAUUGAUGAACUUCAUUCACUGCAGAAGAAGAAAUCAGCACCCUCUACACCUAAUACAGGAACUUCAACUCCAUUUGCUCAGAUUUCUGAUCAAGAACGCCAGAAAUUGCAACUCCAAUCAAUUAGUGCAUCACUUGCAUCAUUGACAAGAGAAACUGGACCAAAGGUGGUGAAGGGAGAUCCAGCCAAGAACCAGAAGGUUGACCAUGUUCACCACCAUCAUGUUCCUACUCCAACCAUUGCUGUUAGUGACAGUGCUUUGAAAUUUACACAUGUUCUCUACAAUCUCUCCCCAGCUGAACUAUAUGAGCAGGCGAUAAAGUAUGAGAAAGGAUCAUUCAUCACUUCCAAUGGAGCAAUGGCAACACUUUCUGGUGCCAAGACAGGUCGUUCUCCUAGAGACAAGCGUGUGGUUAAGGAUAAGGUUACUGAAAAUGAACUUUGGUGGGGAAAGGGUUCUCCUAACAUUGAGAUGGAUGAGGAGACUUUCAUGGUGAAUAGAGAAAGGGCAGUUGAUUACUUGAACUCUUUGGACAAGGUGUUUGUGAACGACCAAUUCUUGAAUUGGGAUCCAGAGAACAGAAUCAAAGUCAGAAUUGUAUCAGCCAGAGCAUACCAUUCAUUGUUCAUGCACAACAUGUGUAUCCGACCCAGUCCUGAAGAGCUGGAGAAUUUUGGUACUCCGGACUUCACUAUAUACAAUGCCGGAAAGUUUCCAUGUAACCGUUUCACUCACUACAUGACAUCUUCCACUAGCAUUGAUCUUAAUCUUGCUAGAAGGGAAAUGGUUAUCCUCGGCACACAAUACGCCGGGGAAAUGAAGAAAGGUCUUUUCAGUGUCAUGCAUUAUCUCAUGCCUAAGCGCCAAAUUCUCUCCUUACACUCUGGUUCUAAUAUGGGCAAAGGUGGCGAUGUUGCUCUCUUCUUUGGACUCUCAGGUACUGGAAAGACAACUCUUUCUACUGAUCAUAAUAGAUAUUUGAUUGGAGAUGAUGAACAUUGUUGGAGUGAGAAUGGUGUCUCCAACAUUGAAGGUGGUUGUUAUGCUAAAUGCAUCGAUCUCUCCCGGGAGAAAGAGCCUGAUAUCUGGAAUGCAAUUAGGUUUGGUACAGUGUUGGAAAACGUGGUGUUUGAUGAGCAUACUAGAGAAGUUGAUUAUUCUGACAAAUCAGUUACAGAAAAUACUCGUGCAGCCUAUCCUAUAGAGUACAUACCAAAUGCAAAGUUACCAUGUGUUGGACCUCAUCCAAAGAAUGUUAUUCUUUUGGCAUGUGAUGCAUUUGGUGUGCUACCACCUGUGAGUAAGCUAACCCUGGCGCAGACCAUGUACCAUUUCAUCAGUGGAUAUACUGCUCUGGUGGCUGGUACUGAGGAUGGUAUAAAGGAGCCACAAGCAACAUUUUCUGCUUGUUUCGGUGCAGCAUUCAUAAUGUUACACCCUACAAAGUAUGCUGCAAUGCUUGCUGAAAAGAUGGAGAGUCAUGGUGCAACAGGGUGGCUUGUUAACACUGGUUGGUCCGGUGGCAGCUAUGGUACCGGGAAUCGUAUCAAACUAAGUUAUACUAGAAAAAUAAUUGAUGCUAUUCACAAUGGAAGCCUCCUGGGGGCAGAAUACAAGAAGAGUGAGAUUUUUGGCCUUCAGACCCCAACUGAAGUGGAGGGUGUCCCUUCAGAAAUUCUGGAUCCUAUAAAUGCGUGGUCAGACAAAAACGCCUACAAUGCGACAUUGUUGAAGCUGGGUGGAUUGUUCAAGAAGAAUUUUGAAACCUUCACCAACUACAAAAUUGGAAAGGGUGAUGACAACCUCACAGAAGAGAUUCUUGCAGCUGGUCCAAUCUUUUGAAGUGAAGCAAUGUUGUGUUGUGUGUGGGACUAGGAUUGUUAGGGGGGUAGAAUAAAUGUGGCCUUAUUUAUAAUAAUAUAUUGGUUGGUUGGGACGGGUUCAUAUUUCUAGUCUUCACAUUUGUGCUUGUCUUCGCUUUUGAAGUUGUUUUCCUAUGAGUGUUAUUCAUAUGUCAUAUGUACUAGUCUUUACAUUUUCAUGUCCUCAUUCUAGUAUAUAAAUAAAUUAUAUCACUAUAUCCUUCAUUUUUCUUUAA
Molecule: messenger RNA, 2400 nt
Organism: Medicago truncatula (barrel medic)
Lineage: Eukaryota; Viridiplantae; Streptophyta; Magnoliopsida; Fabales; Fabaceae
Product: phosphoenolpyruvate carboxykinase (ATP) 1
Exons: 13
Coding region: 168-2144 (658 amino acids)
Biological process (GO): gluconeogenesis
Cellular component (GO): cytosol
Molecular function (GO): phosphoenolpyruvate carboxykinase (ATP) activity; ATP binding
Source: RefSeq, a predicted model, not a curated record